Molecule: messenger RNA, 3985 nt
Organism: Calypte anna (Anna's hummingbird)
Lineage: Eukaryota; Metazoa; Chordata; Aves; Apodiformes; Trochilidae
Gene: PSAP
Product: prosaposin
Exons: 15
Coding region: 60-1616 (518 amino acids)
Biological process (GO): sphingolipid metabolic process
Cellular component (GO): lysosome
Source: RefSeq, a predicted model, not a curated record
CCUCUAUAUAGGGGCGGGGGGGCGGCGGCAGCUCCGCAUUGCAGGCGGUGGCGGGAACGAUGGCGCAGUCGUCGCUGCUGUGCCUCCUCGGGCUGCUGGCGGCCGCUGUGGCAAGCCCUGUUCUGUGGCAGAAGGACUGUGCCAAGGGUCCGGAGGUGUGGUGUCAGAGCCUGCGGGCAGCAUCGCAGUGUGGAGCAGUGAAACACUGCCAGCAGAACGUCUGGAACAAGCCUACUGUAAGCAGCAUCCCCUGUGACUUGUGUAAGGAACUCGUGACCGUGGUUGGCAAGGUUCUGAAGGAUAAUGGCACUGAGGAUGAGAUCCGCUCUUACUUGGAAAAGACAUGUGAGUUUCUUCCUGACCAAGGCCUGGUCUCAGAGUGCAAAGAAAUUGUGGAUUCCUACCUCCCAGUUAUCAUGGAUAUGAUCAAAGAAGAGCUGGAUAACCCUGAAGUUGUAUGUAGUGCCCUUGCACUGUGCCAGUCCCUUCAGAAGCACCUUGCAGCAAUGAAACUUCAGAAACAGCUCCAGUCCAAUAAGAUACCAGAGCUGGAUUUCUCUGAGCUGGCAUCCCCAUUCAUGGCUAAUGUGCCUCUUCUCCUUUACCCUCAGGAUAAACCCAAGCAGAAGUCUAAGGGAAGUGGGGAUGUGUGCCAGGAUUGCAUUCAGCUGGUUACUGAUGUUCAGGAAGCUGUGAGGUCAAAUUCAUCUUUUGUGAAGUCUUUGGUUGCUCAUGCCAAGGAGGAGUGUGACCGUUUGGGACCCGAAAUGUCUGAUAUGUGCAAGAACUAUAUCUCUGAAUAUUCUGACCUGGCUAUCCAAAUGAUGAUGCAUAUGGAUCAGCAACCAAAGGACAUUUGUGCCAUGGUUGGAUUCUGUCCCUCUGUGAAAUCUGUUCCCCUUCAGACUCUGGUGCCAGCUCAAGCGGUCCAUGAAGUGAAAAUGGAAAUUGUGGAGAAACCUUCAGUUCAAGAGAAAACUUUAUCCUUAUGUGAAAUAUGUGAGACCAUGGUGAAAGAAGUGACUGGCCUCUUGGAGAGCAACAAGACAGAGGAGGAGAUUGUACAUGAAAUGGAAGUCAUCUGCUACUUGUUCCCAGCAAGUGUCAAAGACCAGUGUAAGGACUUCAUAGAUGUCUAUGGCCAGGCUUUGAUUGACAUGCUCUUGGAAGCAACGAAUCCUGAAGCUGUGUGUGUUAUGCUGAAAUGCUGUGCAACAAAUAAGCCUCCACAGCAGCCAGUUUUGGUGAAACCUGCAGGUGGCUUCUGUGAUGUCUGCAAGAUGGUGGUAGCUUAUGCAGACAAAGAACUGGAGAAGAAUGCCACAACAUCUGAAAUAGAGGCUUUACUGGAAAAAGUCUGUCACUUCCUGCCACAGUCUGUCAGUGAUCAGUGUGUUCAGUUUGUGGAACAGUAUGAACCCGUGGUUGUGCAACUCUUGGCAGAGGUGAUGGAUCCCACUUUUGUUUGCACUAAACUCGGGGUAUGUGGAUCAGCUAAAAGGCCUCUCUUGGGUGAUGAUGCUUGUGUCUGGGGGCCAGGUUACUGGUGUAAGAACAUGGAGACUGCUGCUCAGUGCAAUGCUGUUGAUCACUGCAAACGUCACGUGUGGAACUAGAAGAAGAAUUUCCAGUUCUGAAAGUUUGCCAUGGCUCUUAAAAAUGCGGGCCAAGGUUGAUGGGAGAGCUGUAUCUCAAGUGACCCUCCUCUGCCUCAUUAACAGUUUGACCUUCAAGUUCCUUUGUUGUAACUUCUGUAGCAGUGCUGCUGUUGAAACAUCAGAUCUUCAUUGUUGACUUAAAGUUUUUUUUGAUUGUACAGUUAAACUCAUUAUGCUCCUAAAAAUAGUCAGUGUGUUAUAGAUUUUUUUUUUAAUUGGUAGGCUGAGUUGUUUAUUAGGUGCUGGCAGAGAAGGUGAAAUGAAUUUUAGAAAUGUCAGAGAAGGUGAAAUGAAACAAAACUUUUAAUUAAAAAAAAAAAAGGAAUACAAUAGUGACUAAAUUUUCAAAUGUCUUUCUGUAGUCAGCAUUGGGCAGAUUACAUGCCUUGCAUUUUUAACAUCUGGCUGGAAUAUUAAUUUUCUGCAUAACUGUAGGAGAACUCUAAGGAAUAAUGUUGAAUCUGGGAAUCCCUUGGGCAGGAAUUUUCAAAGCUCUGCAGUUGCAGAGGAAGGGACAUCAUGUGCUGAGCUGACUUUGAGUAAUUGGUACCUAAAAAAAAAUGCAUUUGCAUUUGAGUAACCACGCUUUUGCACUUGAGUAACCACACUUAUGGUUCAUGGUCUUACAGCUAAGGAAGCCUUUCCUCAGCCUAUGAUCUGUGUAGUUUUUUUUUUUCCUUGGGACUACUUGCUCUAAGCUUUUUUUUUUUUUCUCCUGUCAAGCCAUGUACAGUGGGAUUUCAGUCUUUUGAAGCAUGCUGAUGUACUUGAAGAAUUGCUUCCCUCUUUUCUUAUCCUUGUUGCUCAAUUCUGCUUAGUCUUGCAGCUUCCUACACGCAGCCAGCUGCAGGUGCCAAGGAGGUGGAAUGAGCUGGAUUGUUAGAAGAUGGAGGGGGAAAAUGUCAGCAGGGGCUAUUCAUCUGUCAGAGUGCAGUAUAGAGGCCAGAAUACAUGAAAAAAUGUUUUGUUUUUCUCUUUUAAUUGUAAACUGUGUGUUCCUUGAUCUGAUUUUUUUUUUCUCAUAGCAUUUUUCAGUCAUCUAGAUUUUCAGCAAUGCUAUGAGGCUCAGGGGCAACUGCUAUUGCUGCUGCCCAUUCUUACUCACCUGUCUGAGUAGUUUAAAGUAUAAUUUUAUUUUUCCCAAGUUCCCAAUCCUUUUGGGAAAAGUGAGUAGCAAGUGGAGAUGGCAGAUGGUUAGAGCACUGUAAUAGGUAUUUGGCAGCUCCCCUGGCAUACCUGACAUACCAUGGCAUGGUUGCCUGACCUGCCUCUGCCACAUCCCACUGCAGUGGCCUUCUGAACAACAACAAAAAAAAAAGCCUCUGAAGGGAGACUGCUGCCCUGGAAACCAGGGUGUAGGGGCCUCCAGAAUGAGGAUCAUGCUUGUGUUGCUCAAGGCAGACCUCACACCUCCCCAGCAGCAUUCAAUGUGUAUUUCUGAUCAAAUUAACCCCCAAAACUGAGGAACCAAAGCAGCUCUGAGGAGACCUUUGGGAAGGAGGAGCUUUGAAAAUUCCAGUCCUGUUCAAAAAGGUGCCAGCAACUACUACUGUUCCUGUGGUGUCUUGAGUGAGGUGGGAGCUUGAGUGAAAAAGCUUUAGCAACAAGCCAACUGUUUUUGGUUUUGGGUUUUUUUUUUUUUUUUUUUUGUUGUUGUUGUUGUUUUCAGUUUAAUGGAAAACCACUCAACUGCACCUUUUUUGUUACUCUAUGUACAUCCUAGAUGUCUGGGCAAUGUUGACAGAUGGUGACACUGGUUUGUCUUUCCUGUUUGCUUUUGUACAGAAUGCUGAAGCACUCAUGGCUUAAAAAAAAAAUUAAAUUUCCCCAUAAGAUGUAAAAUACCUGCAGCUUUCUGUCUUGGCAGGCUUGUGUGGUGGCUCUAGUGGUGUAUCCCAGUUGGGGUAGAUAUUCCAGAUAGGAAACAGGCUCCCUUCAGAGUCGCUGCCCUGGAGGUACAGGUUGUGUUACACCACAACUUGUAUUUGAUCUUUUAAACUGGAUGGCAUUCUCUUAAUGAGAUCUUUUCGAGGGAGGUGGGCUGGGGUAGGGUGGGAGGUUAGGAGGUGGAUUAACACAGGUUGGCAAGGUCUUAAUUUUCUUGGUUUUUGGUAAUGAAGGAUUUGUGCCAGUGAUCUGUGGGAAAUGCGAGCUGGGGGAAGUCCUGGGCUAGCACAGGGAGGCUCUGUGUUUUUUUCCUUUCCUGUGGCAUGUGGCCUGCUUGAGUUAUGCCGGGGGGACACGUGCAGUUGCUCUCUAAAGAACAUUGUCUUGAUUUUUUGCACAAAAGCUUCCUUAAUGAACAAUAAAAAACUUCUAUAAACCAA